GAUAGACCAUAGACAGAUAUAAAGUUUAUAUAAAAACUCACACAUGUUUUGUUCAUCAAGUUUAAGAAACAAUUAAGUUGUAUAGUUUUUAAAAUAUUGAAUGGAUGAAAUUGAAGUUCCACAGUAUUUCAUUUGUCCAAUCUCACUCCAAAUAAUGAAAGAUCCUGUUACUGCCAUAACAGGCAUAACAUACGAUCGAGAUAGCAUUGAACAUUGGUUAUUCACAAACAAAAACACUACUUAUUGUCCUGUCACAAAACAACCUCUUCCAUUAGAUUCUGAUUUAACACCAAACCAUACACUUCGUCGUUUGAUUCAAUCUUGGUGCACCCAAAAUGCUUCACUUGGUAUUGAUCGAAUUCCCACUCCAAAACCACCACUCACAAAAACCCAUGUCCUUAAACUGCUCAAAAAUUUCGAUGAUCCAUCAGUUCAAUUAAAGAGUUUAAUCCAAUUGGAAUUGCUUGCUGCAGAGAAUGAAAGGAAUAGAAAGUGUUUGUUAGAAGCUCGUGUUCCGAAGGCGAUGAUUUUGUUCAUAGUUGAUUGUUAUAGAAAAAAAGGUUCCAUUUUUGAAGGUCUUGAAGAAGCUCUUAGUUUUUUGCAAUUUGUUAAGGUACCAACAGAGGAAAUUAAUAAUCUUUUAGCUGAAAAUGAUGACAUAAUUGAUUCUCUUAUAUGGGUUUUGUCUAUUGAGGUUAAAAAUUCAAUCUUUGUGAAAUCUCAUGCAAUUUUAGUGCUUAAAAGAUUCAUAAACAAAGUUAAUACUUUUGUUUUAGAAAGGUUGAAACCUGAAUUCUUUGAAAGAAUUGUGAAGAUUUUAAGAAAAGAUUCAAUUACACAACAAGGUUUAUGUUCUGCUUUACAAGUUUUGUUAUGUGCUUGUCCUUUGGGAAGAAACAGGUUAAUGAUGGUUGAAGUUGGUGCUGUUUUUGAACUUGUUGAAGUUGAAUUAAUUUCACAAGAGAAGAGAAUAACAGAACUAACUUUUUCUAUUCUGUUUCAUUUGUGUUCUUGUGCUAAUGGAAGAGCUCAAUUUUUGAGUCAUGAAGGUUCAAUUGCAUUGUUGAGUGAGAGAAUCUUGAAGGUUUCAAUGGAUGUUGAUGAUAGAGCUGUUUUUAUACUCUCAUUGAUAUCUAAAUUCUCUGCCACAAAAAUUGUUUUGCAAGAGAUGUUGAAUGUUGGAAUUGUGAAUAAGCUUUUCAUGUUGCUUCAAGCUAAUCAUGCUAAGUAUUUGAAAGAUAAAGCAAUGGAAAUAAUUAAGUCUCAUUCUGAUGUUUGGAAGAAUUCUCCUUGCUUUCCUCAAACAUUUUGUUAUGAGAGUUUGCAUUGGUGAAAUUAAUGUUAAGAUUAAGAUCUUGAUGAAGCACUGUUGAAAAAUAGUUUCUGUUUUCUGGUGUACAUGUCAUACAAUUGUCACAUAUAGUAUAUUUUAUUUAAGAUAACAAUCAAUCUUAUAUAAUAAAAUUAUAAUCCGAUUCAUUGUAUA
Messenger RNA from Cicer arietinum (chickpea), 1486 nucleotides. Its product is annotated as E3 ubiquitin-protein ligase PUB24-like. Gene Ontology annotation, molecular function: ubiquitin protein ligase activity. Gene Ontology annotation, biological process: protein ubiquitination. The record is from RefSeq and is a predicted model, not a curated record. NCBI's taxonomy places the organism in Eukaryota, Viridiplantae, Streptophyta, Magnoliopsida, Fabales, Fabaceae.